This is a messenger RNA of Gordionus sp. m RMFG-2023, 1919 nucleotides long. RefSeq lists its product as uncharacterized. Bases 67 to 1779 code for a protein of 570 amino acids. Gene Ontology annotation, molecular function: ribonucleoprotein complex binding; ATP binding; mRNA 3'-UTR binding. Gene Ontology annotation, cellular component: ribonucleoprotein complex; cytoplasm; nucleus. The record is from RefSeq and is a predicted model, not a curated record. Gene Ontology annotation, biological process: alternative mRNA splicing, via spliceosome. The transcript has 13 exons. Lineage: Eukaryota; Metazoa; Nematomorpha; Gordioida; Chordodea; Parachordodidae.
AAAAAUUAUGUUUUAAAAUUAUCUCAAUCGAUAGCAAGACGCCAUUUCUAAUAUAAUUAUUUGAAAAUGAAUUUUUAUAAUCAAGUACCUCAAAAUUUUGGCAACAGCAAUGGAAAUAGUGGUGGUCAAUCAUACAAUUAUAAUUAUCAAUCAACUAAUUUUGGGCCAUCAAAGGGUAAUACGCCAAAUAGAUAUCAACCUUACAAAAAAGUUGAAAACAGACCUAGUAAUUAUAACCAAGGUCCGGCACAACAUAAUUAUUAUGUUCCUUCACCAAUUACUGAAAAUAGAAUGGAGCAAGAAAUACAGGCAUUUUAUCAGUCUAAAGAAAUAUUUAUGAGUGGCGAAGAUAUUCCAAAGCCUAUAUUAUCAUUUCAAGAAGCACCAUUUCCAUUGCCAAUUAUGCAAACUCUGAGAGAGCAGAACUGGGAAAUGCCAACACCUAUUCAGAUGGUAUCCUGGCCCCUAGGAUUAUCAGGAAGAGAUAUGGUAGGAAUAGCUCAAACUGGUUCUGGAAAAACACUUGGAUUUAUCAUACCAGCUUUGGUUCACAUUAGCAAACAACCACAGCUUAACCGCAAUGAUGGACCUAUUUGUUUAAUACUUUGUCCAACACGGGAAUUAGCUGUUCAAGUUAAGAAUGUUGCAGAUGAAUAUGGAACACCUUUCAAAAUAAGAAAUGCCUGCAUAUAUGGAGGAGCUCCUAAACAUAUGCAACAAAGAGAACUAGAGAAAAGUCCUCACAUAAUAAUAGCCUGCCCUGGUCGUCUCAUGGAUUUCAUGGAAAACAACAAGACAAAUUUAAAACGUUGUAGCUACUUGGUUCUCGAUGAAGCGGAUAGAAUGUUGGAUAUGGGUUUUGAACCACCCAUCAGAAAGAUUAUCAAAUCCAUUAGUACUCCUAACAGACAAACUCUUAUGUUCAGUGCCACCUGGCCCAAGGAGGUUCAUUCUUUGGCAAACGAUUUUUUACAGAAUUACGUUCAAAUAAAUAUUGGGUCCAUGGAAAUUUCGGCUAAUAAGAAUAUUGUCCAGAAAUUCAUCAUUUGUCAAGACCACGAGAAAGACAAGAAACUGAGCGAGAUACUGGGAUCCGUGAUUGCAGAUGGCCAAGAACACAAAAUGCUUAUUUUUGUCGAAACUAAGGUCUCUUGUGAUACCAUGAAUAGAUCUGCCCAAAAAAUGGGCUGGCCGUCGGAUUGUAUUCAUGGGGACAAGGUUCAAAGUGAACGAGAGAGAACAUUGAGAAAUUUUAGAGACGGGAAAUGUCCAAUCCUUAUUGCCACAGAUGUCGCUGCCAGGGGUCUAGAUGUAGAUGAUGUCGAGUACAUAAUAAAUUACGACUUUCCACAUACCAUGGAAGAUUAUGUUCACCGCAUAGGUAGAACUGGUCGCCAAGACAAAUCUGGUAUAGCUUACACCCUCUUUACGCCUAAAAGUGGACGUUUUUUGGCACAGAUCAAAAAGAUUAUUACACAGUCUGGGCAGACUGUUCCCCCCUCUCUCGAGUCUUUACCGCCGGACUUUUAUUCCAACUCUGGUGGGCGUAGCCUUGGAGGUGGUGGCGGAUACAGAGGAGGACGAGGCAGUGGAGGAGGUGGUGGCGGAGGAUUUAGAGGAGGGCGAGGCAGUGGCGGAGGGGGAUAUGGUGGUGGACGAGGCGGUGGCGGAGGUGGUGGAGGAUAUAGAGGAGGGCGUGGUGGCGGAGGUGGAGGAAGAGGCGGUGGUGGCGGCGGCGGAAGAGGUGGUGGUAGCGGAUAUUAUAAUAGAGGUUCAUAAAGAUUUACAGUGCGUGCUUAAGAAAAAUAUGAAAUUUUAUUAUAAAAGAAAUCAUGAAAUUAUAUAUCAAUUAUUAUUAAUAUUUUUAUAGUUAACAGUAUUAUGUAAAAUAUAUUUUGUAUGUUGUAUUUUUAAAUAUA